Pseudo-nitzschia multistriata is the source of this 1394-nucleotide messenger RNA. NCBI's taxonomy places the organism in Eukaryota, Bacillariophyta, Bacillariophyceae, Bacillariales, Bacillariaceae. The record is from the annotation of a GenBank genome assembly.
AGCAAAUCCGGCAAAUCCCACCUGCCAACGAGAUUUCUUUCGCACCAAACCAAUACCGUAGAGUUCUUCUAUCUUUUGAAACAAAGAAAUUUGCGGCCUGCCCCGAUCCGGGCACAGAGCACCGACACCGAUAGGGAAGAACAGAGACCACCGGACUGCACGACCAUGACGACACCGCAACGACACAGCCACCACAAUUACACCCGCCUCCUGUCAAAGGCCGUCCUCGGCGCCUUCUUGGCCGUCCUUCUGCUGGCGGCAAAGCAAGCCACCGCCUUUUGCCCGGUGGUCAUCUGCCCCGGCUUUGGCAACGACAGCAUCGAUUACGUGGCCCCUUUGGAGCAGCCGGAGGAGGUCGGCCUGAAGUCCGUCCUGGCACGGAGGGGCUUCGACCCCUCCCAGAUCUAUAUCGUUCCGGUCCAGCGGAGCGAUUGGAUCCGUGUGGCAGGGGGCCUUUUCGACAUUCCCGGUUUCUACCUGGGAACCGCCAAGCCUACGGGCCCCGGAUACGGCUGGKACGUAAAGCGCCUCAAGGAGACGGUGGACCUGGCCUACGACAACCAGGCCGGGGAAAGCACCUCCGGGAAGCAAAAGGUCCUGGUGAUCGGGCACAGCGCGGGCGGGUGGCUGGCGCGUGCGGCCAUGGCGGACGGCCUGUGGUCGGAGGGCGGUGCUGGCGAAGAACCGUCGUCCCCCGUGCGAACGAGUGACCGCAUCCGGUGCCUGGUCACCAUGGGGGCCAUUCACGCUGCCCCGGAGGACGAAUCUACCUGCGUGACUCGCGGGGCCCUCAGGUACACGGCCGAGAACUACCCGGGGGCCUUUCUGAAAGACGAGGGGAUCGGAUACGUAUCGAUCGGCGGAUCCGCAAUCGUCGGAGACGAGCGCAAGGACGACGAGAAGGACGCCGACACGGAUCAGGAGCGAAGCGAGGCCGACGAGUUCUAUAAGCAGCGGGGAGAAGGGAAUUCCAACCGCGUGGCGUUUACCUCCUACAAGGCCGUGAGUGGGAACGGUAACCUGAUCGGCGACGGCGUUGUUCCCCUCGACUGGACCCAGUUGGAGGGAUCGAGGCAGAUCGUUCUCCCUGACGUCCUUCACUCGAUCAACGAGGCCGGGACGACCUUUCCCACGGACCGCUGGUACGGUUCCGAGAAAGUGAUCGAUCGGUGGCUGCCCGCCGUGAUGGAAGAAGCGGACCUAGCACCCGCGAAAAAUGGAAACGCGUUCGACUUUGCCGGCGGGCUGCAGCAAUGGGCAUCGAACCUGAUUCAGAAAAAUUAAUGUAUACGAAUAAGUCAGAGCAGUUAAAUCAAGUUCAAGCAUUUGUCUCUAAAUAAAUGAACGAAAAGUGAAGGAACUGGAAACCCAUGAAACAAAUCAUACUUUACAUC